This is a messenger RNA of Exophiala viscosa, 1968 nucleotides long. Its product is annotated as glycosyl transferase. Bases 1 to 1968 code for a protein of 655 amino acids. The transcript has 4 exons. The record is from RefSeq and is a predicted model, not a curated record. NCBI's taxonomy places the organism in Eukaryota, Fungi, Ascomycota, Eurotiomycetes, Chaetothyriales, Herpotrichiellaceae.
AUGGUCAAACCUCUUCCUGGUGACCGUCACUUUGACGUCAGUUCAGGUGACAACCUUAAGAUGGCUAUCACCAAGAGACUCAAUCAUCCUCUGUAUGAGAUUGUGCAGCUCGGCAACAAGUCUGAGAACCCAGUCAGCCACCUCUCCAACGGCCUCUCCUUCGCUAGCCUUGCUACCACAGUCUGCUUCGUCAAGUCUCUUUUUGACAAUGCCAUCGAAGCCAAGAAGCGUGGACAAGAUUACCUUGUGCCAGCUUGGUUGUUUGCAGCAUCUCAAGUGUUCGAAAAUGGUGCAACCAUCAGUGAUGGGGUGUGGCGUCUUAUUGUCAAUUCUAUCCGGAGCACAACCCCACGACCAACACUCCGUGUCCUUGGUCAUAAAGUCCCAAUUGUCGAUGUCUUUGUGACUUGCUGUGGCGAACAAAAUGACAUAGUCAUCGACACUCUCAAGGCGGCGUGUGCAAUGGACUAUCCAAUCAGCAAGUUCCGAGUCAUCUGUGCCGACGAUGGCAAGAAUCCCAGAUUGAAGAAGGCGUGUGGAGAACUCGUCAACAAGUACACCAACCUCGUGUACUACUCUCGCCAGAAGCCUGACGACGGCAACCAUGGAUACAAAGCAGGAAACCUGAAUGUCACCUGGAAGGCCCUCGGCACAUCAGCAGAGUUCCUUGCUUGCUUUGACGCAGACAUGAUCCCAGAGCCUGGCUUCCUUCGUGCACUUCUUCCUCAUGCGUUGAUUGAUGACAAGGUUGGCAUGGUCACCUGCGCACAGCACCAUUACAACAUCCCAGACAACGAUCCUUUGUACCAGUCGAACAUCACCGGCACUGGUGCCGAUGAUGGAAUACGAGACUCGGUUAACGCCUCAUGGUGCCCAGGAAGUGGCUUCAUCAUCAGAAAGACUGCCUGGAAAGAGAUCGGUGAAUUCCCUACCUUCUCCAUCACAGAAGACCUGAUCACCAGCUGGAUGUUACAUGGCAAAGGCUGGAAGAUCGUGCUCGUCCAUGAGUAUCUCCAAUGGGGACUUCAACCAGAUUGUCUCUUGUCACACUUGAAGCAACGCCGCAGAUGGUGGGCUGGUCACGUUCGUGAUGGCUUCACACUGGACUUCUCCUUUGACAAACGUCUUUGGGGAGCAACCCUCGUCCAGCGAGUCGCCAUGUUUCAUCACUGUUGCCGCCCAUACCUGUACACCGUGUGGAAGCUGAUGGCUCUCAUGUUGAUCCUCCUGGCUCUGAUCAUCCCGGGAUCUGUCGUUCCUGUUGCGGACGUCAACGGCCUCUGGAAGAUUGUCUUGUUUGUCGCUGUUCAACAAGUCUUCAGCAUGUACGCAGACUGCAAAUCCAUCUGGAGCGGCAUGUUUUGGAACCUGCGACGUCGUCAAGCAACCAAUGCCUGGCUUGGAAUUCAUUUCACCAGAGACGUCAUCGGCAGUAUGAUGCCCAAGACCUGGGGUGGCCUUCGCCUUGGCUUCGAGGUUAGCGGUACAGACUCCGUGCCAAAGAAAGCCAUCAAGGAAAGAUACCUCAAGCAUCGUCCUGAAGGAAUGUGGGACCGCCUCGCCCUUGUUCACCAUCGUGAAGGAAUCAUGUACCACGGUGCUCUUGUCUUUGUCUUUCUCUGCGCCAUCAUCUUGUGCGUCUGGACCGACUACAGUUUCGUGUCUGGUACCCCUUACUGGCUUCGGAUCAUGGCUGGUGUCGGUUUCACUGGUCACUUUCUGAUUGCUUAUCUUCCUCUUCACAUUACUCCCAUGGAGUACAUGAUGUAUCCACCAACAAUGCCAACCAGACGUCGCUGCAUGGUCUUUGAGCAACCAGCCAGACUUUGGCGUGCGGCACCAGAAUUCAAGGGAAUCAAGUGGACCAGAGCCAGUUGGUGGUUGGAGAUCCCACACUCUCUCGGACGUAUGUGGUUGUUGAUGACAGUUGCUACCUUGUGGCUUUCGACUCGCGCUGGCGCGGUUUGA